ACCCAAAAAAUCCCAAUUUUGGCUGUUUUCUUCUAAGGUUAUGUGCGUCCAGUACUGGCCGGCCUCCAACGAGCUGGAGGAGACCUAUGGGGGCAUCCACAUCAAAGUGAUACAGGAAGAGGAACUGGCCAACUUUCGCAUUCGCACGUUCCGACUGUACAAAAUGGACAAGGAAACAGUGACGGAGGAGCGGUUUAUUCUCCAGUUCCACUUCACGGAGUGGCACUGCCACUCGUGCCCCUUCGGAAACGCGCUUCUGGAGUUCCGAAGGCGGGUGCGCGCUGUGGUUGGCCACCGCAUCAAGUCCAAGGAGGCGGGGCCAAUGGUGGUGCAUUGCAAUGAUGGAGGCGGGCGAUCCGGAGUGUAUCUCUCAGUGGACGCCAACAUGGAACUCGGCGAAGAGGAGGACAAAUUCGACGUGUUCGGCUACUUGAAGAAGCUGCGACAGUCCAGAAUGGCCAUGGUGGAGAACGUGGAUCAGUACAAGUUCGUCUACGACACCCUGGAGGAGUACGUAACUUGCGGGAACUCUUGGUUUGGUGUCAGCGAGCUGUCGCAGCGCCUGAAGCAGAAGUCGCAGAAGAACGCCACCACUAAACUGAACGAAUACCAGCGCGAAUACAUGCUGAUCUGCAAACAGACGCCCCGAUUCACCAUUGGCGAUUGUGCCGGCGGGCAUCGGGGCGACAACAGGAAGAAGAACCGGGACGUUUUGAUUGUGCCCCGUAAGUGAUUUUCUUUGUUCUCAAAUUACACGCCUCUCUAGUUUGGACAGUGCGGAUAAAUCAGAAGAUAAAAAGAAGCCUUCAAUGGGCUGAGAAAGAUUGAUGAUUUGCCCUCAUCUGGGGAAUCUCUGGACUCGCGAUUGAUCGUCUUUUAAUUCCGGGUUUACGUCGUGUCCUGUCGCCUC
Messenger RNA from Dendroctonus ponderosae (mountain pine beetle), 910 nucleotides. RefSeq names its product receptor-type tyrosine-protein phosphatase T-like. The record is from RefSeq and is a predicted model, not a curated record. Gene Ontology annotation, molecular function: protein tyrosine phosphatase activity. The coding region runs from base 41 to 733 and encodes 230 amino acids. The transcript is spliced from 4 exons. Lineage: Eukaryota; Metazoa; Arthropoda; Insecta; Coleoptera; Curculionidae. Gene Ontology annotation, biological process: protein dephosphorylation.